AUCCACUUUUGCAUCCAUUCGGCCUAAAUUUCUUCAAUUAAUGCCGAAGUAUAUUUUCCAAAAAAUUGUCCAACUUGAUAUCUAAAGUACUAUAUAAAUUCAAAUUACGUCAUGUCGGCAGAGGAGCAACAACAAUGGUUCGAUUUCGCUCUCGACAUCGCCAAGAGGGCUGGGCUGGUGAUCAAAGACGGCUUCGAGAAGACCAAGACGAUCGAGAUGAAAGACAACCCACGAGACCUGGUCACGGAUACGGACAAGGCCGUCGAGGCUCUCGUCAUCGGUGAAAUAUCUAAGACAUUUCCAGACCACAAAUUCAUUGGCGAGGAAUCGACAGCUGCAGGAGCGAAGUGCGAGCUCACAGACUCCCCUACUUGGAUCAUCGACCCCGUCGAUGGCACAAUGAACUUCGUCCACAGCUUCCCGUACACGUGCAUCUCGCUGGCAGUGUGGUGCGAGCAGCAGCCGUGCGUGGCUGUGGUGCACAACCCCAUCCUGGACCUCACCUACACCGCCAGGAAAGACCACGGUGCAUUCCUCAACGGCAAGAAGCUCAGCGUCUCCCUCAAGGACGACUUGUCGCAGUCGCUGGUAAUGACAGAGCUUUGGUGCCGCCCUGACCCCGCCAAGAUGGCCGUCGCCACAGCCAACGCCAUGAAAGUCAUCAAGAAGUGCCACGGGCCUCGCUGUAUGGGCUCGGCUGCCCUGAACAUGUGUCACGUGGCGCAGGGUGCGGCUGAAGUCUACUACGAAAUUGGCAUCCAUGCGUGGGACACGGCGGCUGCCUCGCUCAUAGUCAGGGAGGCCGGCGGUGUCGUCAUGGACAUGACUGGCGGUCCUUACGAUUUGAUGAAUCGACGCGUGUUGUGUGCCGCUAACCUGAAGCUGGCGCAGCAGAUGGUUGAGCUCCUCGAGGUGUACGACGAAGACCGGGAUUGAGACGAAGAUAUUGACGAGGCUGCAACCUGUGUGACUGGUCACACAGAUGUUCUCAGACCAUGAAUUGUUCGGUUGGAUCUUGAUAACACCCACUGUGUUCUUUUCGCAUCAUUCCAUCGCGUUGCGCUAUAGCUAUUUAUUUCGAUUUAAUUUUUGUUUCCUGUAGCUCGCUGAGAUAAGUUUUACCGUUGCCAUGUAAUUUUGUUCAUGCAUCCAUGUUCAAAUUUUUGGUGGUUUUUGAUUCUAUAUCAUUGAAGGUUCAAAAUAUAAUUUUUGUAUCGAGCAUAAAUGCAUCAUAAUUGUCUUAUGCUCUUCAAAAUUGUGAGUGUCUUCAAUAUUUUAGGUUUUAUUUUACAGCCAGCGGUAUGAAUGUUUUAUUACGUAAACAUUUUAUGGACAACUCUUUAUUCAAAUCAAUUUUGUAUUAUUGCAUGGCUAUGAAUCAUCGCUAGACAACAUAACAGUCUUAUUUGGUUGACAACAUAGUUUGCAAUAAUAGGAAACGAAGGAAAAUUAUGCUUGGACGUGCAGUAAAGAUGGAAUGCAUUAUUAGAAAAAGAAAUAAUAUUGGCAGUGUGGCCUACCCCUAUGCUUAUUUGCCAUAUCUAGCCUGGUUACUUUAGUUCUUUUUGUAUCCGAGUUACUAGAUGUGCCAGGAGAAACUUUUAGAAUGAGGCGUACAUCUGUUCCUAGCAAUGUUUAAGUUUUGAUCAGUUUUUUUUUAUCUAUUUAUUUUGACGCUUAGGAGCGUCAUGGUUAAAUAUAGCUCCAUUUUAAUUAUUUACUAUUAUUAUUACUAAUUAAUUAUUAAUUAUUUUCAUAUGGCUAGUUACGUCGAGUAGGACACCAGUUUCUUACAUUUUGCUCUAUUUAUUAAUUUUCUAUUAUUCUAGUCCCGAAUAAUUAGGCGAGACCUGGAUAUUUAUUUGUAUAUGACCUAUUGUUACAGGAACCUUCGUGUUCUCAA
Molecule: messenger RNA, 1903 nt
Organism: Hyalella azteca
Lineage: Eukaryota; Metazoa; Arthropoda; Malacostraca; Amphipoda; Hyalellidae
Product: inositol monophosphatase 1-like
Exons: 7
Coding region: 112-936 (274 amino acids)
Biological process (GO): signal transduction; inositol metabolic process; phosphatidylinositol phosphate biosynthetic process
Molecular function (GO): inositol monophosphate 1-phosphatase activity
Source: RefSeq, a predicted model, not a curated record